Nicotiana tabacum (common tobacco) is the source of this 1702-nucleotide messenger RNA. RefSeq names its product tubulin beta-2 chain-like. Gene Ontology annotation, cellular component: microtubule. Gene Ontology annotation, biological process: microtubule-based process. The record is from RefSeq and is a predicted model, not a curated record. Gene Ontology annotation, molecular function: structural constituent of cytoskeleton; GTP binding; GTPase activity. Lineage: Eukaryota; Viridiplantae; Streptophyta; Magnoliopsida; Solanales; Solanaceae.
CUCCUCUCUGUCCCUACAUACCUCUCUUUAAUCCCCUUACUUUUCCUCUCUUAUUCUCCUUUCUCUCCGUACAUUUUCUCCGCUCCUAUUUUCAAAAUGCGAGAAAUCCUUCACAUUCAAGGUGGACAAUGCGGCAACCAAAUCGGUGCCAAGUUUUGGGAAGUAGUUUGUGCCGAACACGGCAUUGAUUCUACCGGCCGAUAUGACGGAGAUGCAGAUCUCCAACUUGAGAGAAUCAAUGUCUAUUACAAUGAGGCAACCUGUGGAAGGUUUGUUCCUAGGGCUGUUCUUAUGGAUCUGGAACCUGGCACCAUGGACAGUAUCAGAUCUGGUCCUUAUGGUCAGAUCUUUAGGCCUGAUAACUUUGUUUUUGGCCAAUCUGGUGCUGGUAAUAACUGGGCUAAAGGUCAUUACACUGAAGGCGCUGAAUUAAUUGAUUCUGUUCUUGAUGUCGUUCGUAAGGAAGCUGAAAACUGUGAUUGCCUGCAAGGAUUUCAGGUGUGCCAUUCAUUGGGUGGAGGAACAGGGUCGGGUAUGGGCACCCUUUUGAUUUCCAAAAUCAGAGAGGAAUACCCAGACCGAAUGAUGCUUACGUUCUCAGUUUUUCCUUCCCCAAAGGUUUCUGACACUGUUGUCGAACCUUACAAUGCUACUCUGUCUGUUCAUCAACUAGUUGAAAAUGCAGAUGAAUGUAUGGUCCUUGACAAUGAGGCUUUAUAUGACAUUUGCUUCAGAACUUUAAAGCUCACCACCCCAAGCUUUGGAGAUCUGAAUCAUUUGAUAUCAGCCACAAUGUCUGGUGUCACGUGCUGCUUGCGUUUCCCUGGGCAGUUGAACUCUGAUUUAAGGAAGUUAGCUGUGAAUUUGAUCCCAUUCCCAAGGCUCCACUUCUUUAUGGUUGGAUUUGCGCCUUUGACUUCCCGUGGUUCUCAGCAGUACAGAGCUUUGACAGUUCCCGAGCUAACACAGCAAAUGUGGGACUCUAAGAACAUGAUGUGCGCAGCUGACCCUCGCCAUGGAAGAUAUUUAACUGCAUCUGCUAUGUUCAGGGGAAAAAUGAGCACAAAAGAGGUUGAUGAGCAAAUGCUCAAUGUGCAGAACAAGAACUCUUCCUACUUUGUUGAGUGGAUCCCGAACAAUGUGAAAUCAACUGUUUGUGAUAUCCCACCUACUGGACUUAAGAUGGCGUCGACAUUCAUUGGGAACUCGACAUCAAUUCAGGAGAUGUUUAGGCGUGUGAGCGAACAGUUCACUGCUAUGUUCAGGAGAAAGGCUUUCUUGCAUUGGUACACUGGUGAGGGAAUGGACGAGAUGGAGUUUACUGAGGCUGAAAGUAACAUGAAUGAUCUGGUUUCAGAGUAUCAGCAGUACCAAGAUGCCACUGCUGAUGAGGAGGGAGACUAUUAUGAGGAUGAAGAGGAGGAAGCUCAGGAGGAUUAAUUUGAAAUGCUAUUGUGAACUUUGAAAUAUGAAUGAAGCCAAAACCACAACUUCCAGUUGAUGUUCUUUUGGCUAUGUGAUGUAAUAGUGCUCUUCAAACUUCAGGCUUUUGUAAUAUUUCUUUUGGAAGACUACUUGCUAUGCUUAUACAAGUAUUAUGUUUCUUGUCUGUUGGUAAUAGUACUUGUUUCUUUUGGCUUUGUUUUUAGUUUUAGUCUUGAACAAUCUUAUCUUGAUUGUUAAUGUGUUUUAUUUUUUGUGA